ACAAAGAUUCCGAUAUCAUAACAAUAAAUGAUGUUUUAAAUGAAUAUAAGUAUUAUAGGACAAUUUAAAUUUAAAAUCAGUUAAAAAUGUCAAAUACUUCUAAAAUUAUAAAUCAUGAAAAUGUAAACGGUGUAAAUUUAUCCUUACAAGUGGAUAGUCGUUCUAAUACACCAAACUCCCAACGAUUUACAAUAUCUUACAAGAAUAAGGAAAAAAAAUCUAAAUGGCCCUUAAAAUCAUUAAUUUUAGCCAUCAUAUUUAAUGUUAUAGCUUUGUUUUAUGUACGUAUAAGUGUACAGGCGAUGUUAAUUAUAAUAAUUGUACUAUCAUUCUUGGUGUUCUUCUGGAUAACACAUAGUGUUCAAUCAGAAAGUGUUCUAGUUAUUCCAACAGUUGGUGUUCAAAGUUCUGUAAAGUAUGUCUUUGGUAGAGAAGAUUAUUUUGUGCCAUGGGCAUGUAUUGAUGACGUUAUUAUAAACGAAGUUAUAAAACUGAAUCGUGUUUUAUAUUUCCUUACACUUAUUGUCAAAACUGGAAGUACAGGACAAGACACGGAGCCAAUAAAACUAAUACCGUUGUUCAAGUACACAAAACCACGGCUUCUUAUGUUGGAGACCAUUUAUUCAGAACUGCAAGAGCUAUUGACAGCAUCCAGUAAAUUAGAAUAGACGAAUGUGAUUCUUUAUUUAAUAUAUUUUAAUUUAAUAACAUAAGCUUGUCUAAUUAAUCCACCAAAUAGUUUUAAAUUAUAUCAUAAGUGGUUAAAU
This is a messenger RNA of Vanessa atalanta (red admiral), 767 nucleotides long. Its product is annotated as phosphatidylinositol N-acetylglucosaminyltransferase subunit H-like. The transcript has 4 exons. Gene Ontology annotation, biological process: GPI anchor biosynthetic process. Gene Ontology annotation, cellular component: glycosylphosphatidylinositol-N-acetylglucosaminyltransferase (GPI-GnT) complex. Lineage: Eukaryota; Metazoa; Arthropoda; Insecta; Lepidoptera; Nymphalidae. The record is from RefSeq and is a predicted model, not a curated record. The coding region runs from base 87 to 668 and encodes 193 amino acids.